Malaclemys terrapin pileata is the source of this 4368-nucleotide messenger RNA. It is a transcript of the gene ALKBH3, whose product is annotated as alkB homolog 3, alpha-ketoglutarate dependent dioxygenase. The transcript has 10 exons. Lineage: Eukaryota; Metazoa; Chordata; Testudines; Emydidae. Gene Ontology annotation, molecular function: dioxygenase activity. Bases 966 to 1835 code for a protein of 289 amino acids. The record is from RefSeq and is a predicted model, not a curated record. Gene Ontology annotation, cellular component: nucleus. Gene Ontology annotation, biological process: DNA alkylation repair; DNA repair.
CCGUGCAAACCCCGCGCUGCCCCCCAGCAGAGCCCCACCGGCCGCGGGCGCUGUCCCCGGGGCGGGGCCGGGCACACAGAUGCCGCCCGUCGGAGGUCGCGGACUGGGGGCAUCUCCCUGCGGGAAACCGCAAAACCCUGAAGGGAGCAAACGCGGGUGGAGCUGGGGCCUAGCCCGACCCUCAGCCAGGGCUUGGCGGGUCUCGCUACUCCAGCGUUACUCCGCGCUGCGCUUCCAAAACUUGUAAUGACAGACCUGUAACCUCCUCCACCCCCAACCUCCUCUGCACCCUUCACCACUACUGCACGCACCCCCUCCUCUGCACCCCCACACAUCGCCUCCUCUGCUGCCCCCUGCACAAACUCAGCUGCACACCCUCCCUGCCACCCUAUGCCCACUCUCCUCUGCAACCCUCAGACAUCUCCUUUCACACUCCUGCCCCAUUUCCCUCCACACACAAUUCCCUUCGUUUUGCUCCUUCUCACUCUCCCCCCUCCACACACGGGUGCUGGUACUGGGGGUGCAGCAGCACCCCCUGGCUUGAAGUGGUUUCCAUCAUACACAGGGUUUAUAGUUUUUUUUUUUUUUGUGUGUGUCUGUUUUUUUUAAUGGCUUUCAGCAGCCCCACUAUACAAAUUGUUCUAGCACCACUGCCCACCCAUGCUCUCACACUUUCACCAGUACUUAUUCCUUCUCCUGUGCCCUGUCAUGCACAGACACAUACAUAAACUCCUCUUUGCUCCCAGUAGGCACACAACUACUCCUCCCUCCCAACACUCCCCUCCACCAACCACCACUCCCUUGCACCUGUGCGUGCACACACACACACACACUCUCCUCCUCCAUGCACAUACAAGCAAACACUCUCCUACGCAUGCACAGAUGUGCCCACUUAGUUUCUCUGGUGCUCUGGGUGCUGCAUAGUAAAACUAGGGGAGGGAUUUAGACCAGUGCUGUGAAAAAUCAUGGAAGAUAAAAGACGGCGAGCCAGAGUACAGGGUGGCUGGUCUGGACCUGUUAAGAGCAGAACAGCCUCAUAUGCAGCUCCGGGGGCUUCUGCGGCCAGGAAUCUUGUGUCAGUGGGCACUGAUCAGACCUGGAUGAGAAGAGAGCAGCUUCCACCCAAAAGACAAUUUGUGUUUAAAGAACCAACAGAGGUGGAACGCAAAGCUCCAGGGCCAAGAGUGAUAGAUGAACAGGGCCUGUAUGAGAUCAGCACGUUGCCAACAGGAGUGUCUCGGGUUCAUUUGAUUCCUGGAUUCAUUGACUCAAAACAAGCAGACUGGAUGUUUGAACAACUGCUCCAAGAGAUCCCCUGGAGGCAGAGAACUCACCUCAGGCAGGAUCUAUCUUACAAGGAGCCCAGACUUACUUCCUGGUAUGGGGAACUUCCUUACACUUACUCCAGGUUAACGAUGCAGCCAAAUCCUAAUUGGCAUCCUCUGCUGAUCAUGCUGAAGGAGCACAUCGAAAAGGCCACCGGUCACACCUUCAACUCUCUGCUCUGCAAUCUGUACCGAAACGAGAAGGACAGUGUCGACUGGCACAGUGAUGAUGAGCCAUCAUUGGGGAGAAACCCUGUCAUUGCUUCGCUCAGCCUUGGUGCCACCCGAAUCUUUGAGAUGAGGAAGAAACCCCCACCUGAAGAGAAUGGGGACUAUACUUAUGUGGAAAGAGUGCGGAUUCCAUUGCCUCAUGGAACUUUACUGAUGAUGGAGGGAGCUACCCAGGAAGACUGGCAGCAUCGGAUACCUAAGGAAUAUCAUGCCAGGGAACCACGGAUAAACUUGACAUUUAGGACCAUUUAUCCACACCCUGAGGGAAUGCAAAGGUGAAUGAAGACAACUGUUUUGGAUAUUACUGGAUAUAACAUCACAUCUGAUCCAAAGCCUCAGACAUGGUGCUGGUUUGGAGCAAGAAGCCAUAAUGGAUUCACAGUUACUGUCAAAAAUCUGAUGGGGAGAAGGGAACAGAGCUGUCGUCAUGAAGAACUGUGACAGUCACAAGUUUCCUGUAACAUGCAGAUGAUACUGUCAUAUUUUCAGACAUAAGAUGCUAUUUGAUUUUGCUAAUUCAUAGACUUUGUUUUGUUUGAUUUUAAAAAACAAUAGUGACCUGUCCCUUUUGAGAGAGGUGAAAAUGCUUGCAUAAAAUUAAAGAUAUGAAAGUUCACCCAUGGGAAAGCAGCUUCAGUGAUCAGUGCUUUUUUACCACCACCCCACUACCCUGGCAAAAUGUGAAUGGGUUUUUAUAGCUGAGACAAGUAACAUAAAAUAAUCCUGUCAUGCUGGUCUACAUUAAACCAUGUAGGUGUUUGUAUAAAUAAUACUUUGCACUUAUAUAGCACAUCAACUCAGAGGCUCUUGGUGCACUUAUAAUUAAGGCUACGAUUUGGUCAUGGAGAUUGCGGAAGUCACGGAUUCCGUGACUUCCACAGACCUCCAUGACUUCAGCCUGCAGCAGCUGGGAGCUGCAGGGUACUCCACUGUCCGUGGUGGCUGAGAGCUGUGGAGUACCCCUGCGGCCCAGAGUGGAGGGGAAUCCCCCACCGUUCCCCAGUCUCUGCAGGGAAUUUCCCGGAGCUCCCCUGUUCCUGAGACCCCCCAGCAGCUCCUCAGUUACCGCUGCCAACAGGGGAACCCUCGGAGCUCCCCAGCCUGGGGGGGGGAGAGAGAUCCCCCAGAGGUCCCUGGGCAGCAGAAGCUCCCCAGCCUCCAUGGGCUGGGGUCACUCCCAGUUAUUGGGGCAGGGGCCGCAGCUUCCAGCCACAGCAGGGCAGGAUGCUGGACCCUUCUCCCUCCCCAUUGGUUAUGAACAUUUUUAGUAAAAAGGGACAGGUCACUGCUUCUGUGAAUUUUUGUUUAUUGCCCGUGACCAAUCCGGGACUUUUACUAAAAAUAUCUAUGACAAAAUCAUAGCCUUCCUUAAAUACUAUAACCUAGCUCUUACAUAGUACUUUUACUCUGUAGAUCACAAAGCACUUUACAAAGGAGGUAAGUUGUAUUGUUGUUUGCAUUACAGUAGCACCUAGAGGCUACCAACCAAGAUCAGGGUUCCUUUGUGCUAUGUGUUAUACAAACAGCUCUUGCCCUAAGUGAUAGGUGAGACAGACAAGAGUGUGAGGGGAAACAGGCACAGAAAUGAGAAGGGAUUUACCCACAAGUCAGUGACAAAUCUAGGAGUAGAACUCAUGUCUCCUGACUACCAAUCCGGUGCCUUACCCCCUAGACUAUGUUGCCUUGCUGCUUCACUAUAAAUAAUAAUAAUAAAUAAAGCCUUACACCACCCCGACAAGGUUGAAGAAUAUUAUUUCCAUUUGAUAAAUAGGAAAUCUAAGCUGCAAAGAAAUUAAGGUCAACAUUGUGAAAAGUGGCCAAGGAUUGUGGGUGCUUCAGAUUUUGAGACUCUGUAUUUGAAAUACUUAAGGUCUGAUUUUUCAGCAAUACUGAGUACUUGCAACUUCCAUUGACUUCAGUUGGAGUUAUGGGUGUCCAGCACCUCUGAAACUCUGGCCUUGGAUAUCUCAAAUUGGGUGCCCAAAACUACUGACUACGUUUGAAGAUUUGAGCCUAAAUUAUUUCCCCAUUGUUAUGAGAACCCACCAUUCCUGACUCCUCAUCCUGCUCUCUGACCAUUAGAAAAUUCUUCUGUAUAUAUGUGUAGUCUCACAAAUUCAGGUUAUAGUGAAAAACACUUCCAUCAAACCUCUUGUGUUCCAGACAGGCAAACAGCAGCUAAAACCCAAUUCUAGGUAGUCUUGCAGGAACUCUUAAAAGCUUGCCUUGCCUCCUACCUGUCUUGCUUGCUAUUGUAACCAAUGAAUUCAUGGUCACUGUUAAGCAAAGCCAGAUAUGCCCAUAUGUGGCUUAAUACUCUCUACAGUUACUUGUUCGUCAGCUAUGCUAGGCUGCAGGAUGGUACAUGUUCAUUUUCUAUAUAAUGUGGGACCACAAGCAUUGAUAAACAUUCUCUGCAUUGUCUCACAUCAGUUAAGCUUGAUGAUGCCCCUCUCUCUUGUCAGAGUAAGUCAGCAUUUAGAAAAAGUCUGCUUCUGAUUAGCCAGUGCUAUGUCCUACAUUAUGGAAGAAAAUUGUUUCCUGCUGACAACAGUCAAGUGACUAAUUGUCUGCUAUGCGUAAAUUUUCAUUUUUAUUGGUGAUUGUAAAGGAUAAACUCUCAAGCCACUGCGGUACUCAAGCUCUAAAUUGGGCAGAAUUGAUUUCUCAGUGAAUCACACGAGUAUAAUACUGUUAUGAUGUCUGCCUAAAGCACUGUACAGCAUUUAAAACUGUAUUUCUAAAGUGCAUGAAUGUUGAUGGGAAAGAGUUAUUAAAAUGAAGAGGUUAUGUAGAUAAACCCAGGCUUUUU